Sordaria macrospora k-hell is the source of this 1116-nucleotide messenger RNA. RefSeq lists its product as uncharacterized. Gene Ontology annotation, molecular function: transmembrane transporter activity. The record is from RefSeq and is a predicted model, not a curated record. Lineage: Eukaryota; Fungi; Ascomycota; Sordariomycetes; Sordariales; Sordariaceae. Gene Ontology annotation, biological process: transmembrane transport. Gene Ontology annotation, cellular component: membrane.
AUGACUUUGGGCCCCAACUCCUUGACGGCUCCGGCGUCGUCUCGUCAGGAUGCAGGAUUUUCGCCAUCCGAUCAAGUUCCCAGGACCGAUGCCAGAACUGCAGUUGGACCCGACUCCAAGUCACUCUCAGAUGAAAGUCCGGCGGAAGACAGUGAUGCUGUCCAAGAGGUUGAGUUCAAGGAAGGAGGAUAUGGCUGCGGCUCAUUCAUCGGCGCCUCCUUCUCUACCCAUGCCUGGCAGCUUCUUCUGAGCCAAGGCGUCUGCUUCGGCCUUGGUCUGGGUUUCUGCUUCACAGCCACCGUCGGGGUUGUCCCGCAAUGGUUCACCAAGCGGCGCUCUUUCGCCAACGCUCUGGCAACAGGCGGUUCCGGAUUCGGUGGUCUCACCUACGCCUUGGGAGCCAAUGCCAUGAUCUCGAAUCUCGGUCUGGAGUGGGCAUUCCGCAUCCUGGCCAUCAUCUGCUUCGUUGUGAACGGCAGCGUCUGUCUGAUCAUGAAGGACCGCAACAAGGCCGUGGGAGCCAAGCACAUAGCCUUCCAUAAGGACCUCUUCUUCCAGCCUGAGUACUGGCUUUUUGUCGGCUGGGGAUUCUUUGGUAUCAUUGGCUACAUCAUCGUCGUCUUCUCCAUUGCGGAUUAUGCUAUCCAAGCUGGCUUCACCAGCGAUCAAGCAUCGUUGGCCUCGGCUAUGUUCAAUUUAUCCCAAGCGCUUGGUAGACCUGCCAUCGGCCUCCUCAGCGACAGGCUAGGAAGGAUGAAUGUCGCUGGAAUAGGCACGCUCAUUGCUAGUAUAGUUGCCUUCUUUCUGUGGAUCUUCGCCGGCAAAUACUACGCCGGGCUCAUCAUCUACGCGCUCUUUGGUGCGGUAGCCGGCAUUCUUUGGCCAUGUGUGGGACCUGUAGCAGCCGAGGUUGUUGGUUUACAGUUGUUGCCCGCUGUGUGGCUCCUUCGAAGCUGGAAACUCCGUCAGAUGGAGUCUCUCGGCCUGGACGAAAAGGAGCAGGAGGCGGCCAUCCAUCCCGGCGAAGAAGGGAAGCGCAAAUCGGCUUCUACCAGGGGACAACAAAACAUCAUUGUCUCGUACAUAACAAAGAUGUUCGUCAUGAAGCGUCUAUGA